UCGUUGUCGUCGUCGUCUCCUUCGGCAUGCGUCAAGGCUAAUGUUCCGCCCCCGAGCAUCCCAGCCCACGCAGCUCUCCUCCUUGUCAGGACACCACCAAAUCCGCCUGUCACUCCCCCCCCCCAACCCCACCCACCUCUCCCUUACUACCGUUCCUAACGUACAGCCCGCCGCAGCCUCUUUCUUUGGGAGCCUUCUCUCGUAAAUCUUGGGGGGGGGAGAUCGGGGGGUGAGUGUCAGGCAAUCACCAGAGUCGUUACAUUACUCUACCACUCUCCUGCUAAGCCUACUACAGACUCGUUCUUCGCUUCUGCCCCACCGUGCUUACUAACAUCGUCUCCACUGCACUCCUUUUACACUUACACACACACGGCGAGUAUCUUUUUUGUUAUUUGUUCCCCUCCUCGAUCAAAUUGUUGCCAGUGUUCCUGGCACAUGGUAGGGUGCUGCUGAUGGUCAUUGCAACUGGACCACUUAGACGGGACAAAGUUGUAAAGAGGAAAGUUGUGCUGUGUUGUGUUCCGCACCUGUUGAUGGUGUUUGAGAAUCUUUUUGAAGCAGAAUAUUUGUUUUUUUGUAUUGAAUUCUCUGUGUGAGCCAUAUUCGGUGGUGCAUUGGAGGUGGAGUCAUCGAGGCGUAACCAUGCAUAGUGAGCUGGUGGUCACAGUUGCUGUGUGUAAGCCAAUAUCACCUGUGUGCGAUCGGUGGCGGUCCGACUAAUUCCAUCGGAAUUUUGUCUGUUUCGAAACAUCUACUUUGAUGGUAGGCUACAUGGAAGGUAGAAUCAGGGAGAACAGCGUAAUCCAAGGAGUUAUGGAUGAUGACAGCCUCUGGACAGUACAGAAGUUUGCAGCGAUUUUGUUCGCAGCGCAAUUCUGAUUCCUGGAGAACGACUCACGGAGGUGCCGGUCGUGUAGUGCUGGAUAGCUCAUCUUUUGUGGGAAAGGUGGAUCCACCUAAAGAACGUGAGGUUAUGGGUCGCGGUAAAAUUGAAAUCAAGAAGAUAGAAAAUCCUACUAGUAGGCAGGUAACCUUUUCUAAGAGGCGAGGAGGCCUUUUGAAGAAAGCACACGAGCUUGCAGUGCUAUGCGAUGCAGAGGUGGCACUCAUCAUCUUUUCCAGCACAGGAAAGCUAUUUGAAUUCGCCAGCUCAGGCAGCAUGCGCGAUAUUCUGGAGCGAUACAGCAAGUGUCCAGACGGAGUGCAGACUACCGGGAACGUCGACUUCAUGGGUCGUGAAGUCGUGAAGCUACGACAGCAGUUGGAGCGGAUGCAGCAUUCGCAAAGGCAAAUGCUUGGUGAGGAUCUCCAGGUUUUAACAGUAUCCGACUUGCUGCAAUUGGAGCAGCAACUGGAUGUCGGUGCCUCUAGAGUACGAGCAAGGAAGAACCAGCUUUUAUUGGAAGAAAUUGAACAAUUAAGACAAAAGGAGCUUGAUUUACAGGCCGAAAAUGAAGAUUUGCGUAAAAAGCUUGCGCAUGUCAAGGAAACGGCCGAAGUUUCUGGCCAUACUGGUACGUCGGAGAGUCCGAGUCAAGUUGCCAGUGCCUCUGCGUAUGAGACUGGUGGGAUUUCCGCGCAGGUGACCAUGGUGUACCCCACACAUCCGAACCUCCGUGACCCGCAGACAUCACAAACUUCGCUGCAUCUUGGGUUAUUUCCUGAGUCAUUUGUGCCAAACACUAGCAGAAGGCCAUCCCAGCGAAGUCCGACUGAUCCCGAAGGUGAAUCCUCUAUAAGAUGGGAACGGUAUAGGGGUCAGGAAUAGAGUUCAUGCAAACUUUCCAUGAGCGGGAUGAUGUUACAUUCCAGGGUCUCCCUUUCCAGACGGUUGUACCGUUACCACUACCUAGUGAUCGCAAAUUCCCUCUACAUGGUCCCGUCAAAAUUUCCAUCCAUGUGUCGCUUAUUAAUUGGGUGAAGAAGUCAAGUAGUAAUGCAACAUCUGUAGCAAAACUACUAAUGUGGUUACUGUUCAAUUCAUUCGCCUGUUUCUUCCAAUCCUAGAGUGGAGGUCAAAAGCAGGUUGCAUCUUCUUCGUUAGAUCGGUUUCAUCUCCGAGAAGGCAAGAUUGUGGAUCAGGAACUUGCCUCAGUUGAGAUGCGGCGCGAUGUAUGUAGUGACAAGCAGAACUCGGGUCUUUUAUAGAACAGUCGGCAUAGGCCGGAAGUUACAAGAUCUGAAUCGGUUAAUAUACUCCCUCGGAUAAAAGCAUUUUUAGGCACAUGAUAGAAUUUACGUUCAUGUCCAAAUCGCGAAGUGAAGCAUGCGUACUGGUAUGAUGAGCUUAGAGUUGGACGAAUCCAUAUAUUUCUAUAUUAUUGUAGAAAAUCCUUAAAUAGCAACGAGAAAUAAAUAGAUCUGCAAUCCUACUAGGGAUGUAAAUUUUUCCAUUUCAGAACGAAAAUGAUAACUUCGUCAGAGGGGAACUGGUGAACUGCCCACGUCGGAGCAGUUGCACUAACUGCGGAGUGUCGAUUUUAUAUUUGCA
Molecule: messenger RNA, 2491 nt
Organism: Physcomitrium patens
Lineage: Eukaryota; Viridiplantae; Streptophyta; Bryopsida; Funariales; Funariaceae
Product: agamous-like MADS-box protein AGL11
Biological process (GO): positive regulation of transcription by RNA polymerase II
Cellular component (GO): nucleus
Molecular function (GO): DNA-binding transcription factor activity; protein dimerization activity; RNA polymerase II transcription regulatory region sequence-specific DNA binding
Source: RefSeq, a predicted model, not a curated record